Ilex paraguariensis (yerba mate) is the source of this 1607-nucleotide messenger RNA. The record is from the annotation of a GenBank genome assembly. NCBI's taxonomy places the organism in Eukaryota, Viridiplantae, Streptophyta, Magnoliopsida, Aquifoliales, Aquifoliaceae.
CACCGCUCCUUCCUUUUCUUUCUUCCAUUCCCUUCCACAAAGUCAAUUACAAAUACACCACCUACUCUUCCAUUUUAUUUUCCCCUCACCGCCUCUCUCUCCCUCCCUCAUCCACCAAUCUUUUCCUCUUUCUGUCCUGGAUUCUCUCUCUCAAGAUCUUCUCUCUCCUCUGUAUAGUACGUACGUCCAAUGGAAACCAAUUGAAUCCCUAAUUUUUCUGCGAUCUUUUUGAAGGAUCAUAUUUACACCACAUAUUUUCCACAUUCUGCACCAUUUUUUCUCUCUCGAAAUCCGCGAUCUUGCUAUCAAACCACAUAUGCUCCUUUUCACUUGUGAUCUGUAUUUGUUCCAAAAUCAAUCCACUUACAUCCGUGGUACGUAGUUUUAAGCUUGAGAUUCUUCUAGUUUUCAGGGCAAUUUUUGAUCGCCGGAAACCUUCGAUUCUCGCCGAAAUCCUAGUGUUACUUGUAUUGGUAAUUAACUGUCAUUAUUUAAAGUUUCGAGGUCCUCUUUCCACAAGAGCUUGGGAGAGAAGGAAACUCUGUUUUGAACAAUGAAAGAUAGGGUUUGUGAGCUGUGUAGUGGAGAAGCUGCUCUGUAUUGUUCAUCAGAUUCUGCAUUUCUGUGCUGGAACUGUGAUACUAAGGUUCACGAGCAUAACUUCCUGGUAGCUCGCCACUUCCGCCGCACUAUUUGCUCCGUAUGCAAAAAUUUUGCCGGCGAUCGCAUCUCCGGCGUCGGAAUACGCCCGUACCGUGCGAUCUGCCAAUCGUGCUUACCUGAUUCUCCCGGAGACGAACUUGAAUCAUCGUAUUCGUCUUCGGUUUGUAUCUCCAGCACGGAGUCCUGCGCCACUCCUCCGAAGAAGAUCAAGUUCGACAGCAAAGUUUCCGGAGAACACUUGAAAGCUUCGGUGAGAUUUUCCGGUGAAGUUACGUCGGGGACAACGAUGAAAAGUGAAGUGACAACGAAGGUCAUAAGGAGCCGUCGUCAGUCGAAUGUGGACUCGAAGGCAGAGGGUAUUUUCGGAACGUGGUGCAGAAAACUUGGACUUGGUGGUGAUGUGGACGUAGUAAAGAUGUCCAGCGACGCGUUUGGGGUUUUUUCGGAGAAGUUGACGGUUUUACCCUUCCGUGUGCGCCUGGCGGCGUCGCUGUGGUUCUGUCUGAAACUGUGCGGUGACAGAUCGGCGUCCACGUGGCAGGUUCUGAAGAGGCUUGAGGAGAUCUCCGGCGUGCCGGCUAAGCUCAUAUUGGCCGCCGAGUCGAAGCUCGCUCGUGUGUUGAAAGUGAGAAAGCCACGACGCCAUGAAGAAGAGGAAGGCUGGGCUGAAUGCUCGACUUGAGCCGCCCAUGCUUCAUGCUGUUUGAUGAUGGCGGCUAGGUUUAUUAUUUAUCUUAAUAAUUUGGUUUUGUUUUAUUUUUGGAAUUCUGCCAAUAGUUUUGCAAGAAGUUAGGAUUUUUUUCAUUGGGUUUGAAACGGCUGUACACUUGAAAAUUGAAAUGGAUUAUGGUUUGAACAUCCCUUAAGUUUCUUGGAAGUGUUUUUUUUCCCUCUGGGUGGUUGUGGUCUUGAAAGAUGAGAGGUUUAUUAUAUGAAUACUUUAG